Messenger RNA from Varanus komodoensis (Komodo dragon), 1841 nucleotides. RefSeq lists its product as uncharacterized. Bases 3 to 839 code for a protein of 278 amino acids. The record is from RefSeq and is a predicted model, not a curated record. The transcript has 4 exons. Gene Ontology annotation, cellular component: terminal bouton; SNARE complex. Gene Ontology annotation, biological process: neurotransmitter transport; regulation of neurotransmitter secretion; synaptic vesicle exocytosis. Gene Ontology annotation, molecular function: syntaxin binding. NCBI's taxonomy places the organism in Eukaryota, Metazoa, Chordata, Lepidosauria, Squamata, Varanidae.
CGAUGGCUUGCAUUCUUUUGGAACAAGCCAUGAGGACUACAAACAUGCUAUUUUCAAAAGAAGCUCAUUCUGAUGACUCCCAGGAAAUCGCUGAUGGAUGCUUCGGGACGGGAGCGGUUUGUCUCGGGCGGGUGGCACGUGCCGAGCAUUCUUCCUGUCAGGCGUGUGCUGCUUUCCUCACGGUGCCAUCUGGUUGCUGCGGAUGGCUGGCCUCACUCUUCCUCAGGUGGAUUAGGGAAAGCCCGGCGUCACCCAGAUUCUCUUGCAUUGCUCCUGAUCCCAUUUUAAAGAGCUUGAGCUGGCCAAGUGUUCUAACCAUCCUUCGGAGACAUCCAAAGCGAGACGACCCUUGGAGGAGAGAGACUGGAAUCUCGGAGGUUCUCACAGCCCCCUUCCAGAUGGGAUCCACGGUGAAACCGCGCUUUGGAGGCCCAGGUAGGCAGCUGUUGUGUUGCGUCUCAGCAGACUUCCCUAAGGAACAGGAUUCCGGUGCCCCGAGGUGCCUCCACCGAGGCAAAGCCCCAGAGCAAGCCCAGAAACAGAGGAGCAAGCGGGAUGCAGCGUUUGCUCAGCGGAAGGCCGAGCGAGCUUCCAUGAGGGCACAGCUGCGGGAGAAAUACCAGCUGCCCAAGAAUCCGAUCGACAAGAAGCAGCUGGAAGUGGCUGGGGCGAAGACGAAGCUCCCUCCGGACCUGCUGGCGAUCAUGAAGCCCAAGGCCGCCUCCGAACCCGGCUCCAUCUUCCCGAGCUUCAGCGGCUUGGACCUCAGCGCCUGGCGUACCACCGCUGAAAGCGCUGUGCGGUCCCUGCCGCGCCCGGUGCAGUGCCCCGUCAUGUGAGCCUCCCCAGGUGCGCCGCGCUGGCAAACCUGACUCUGACAGGGGCAGGAAAACCCCUCCGGGUGGAGGGGUGCCGCUGUGGAGGGCCGAACAUCCCCCAUUACCCCGUGGGCUUGAAACGGGCCAAGCGGUCCUUGGAAUUCUUUAAGGGCUGUGCCAGUUUCCCCUCUCCUCCGGCCUGUGGGGGCUUAGGAGGCAUUGGCACUUGUGGGCCUUGGGCAAAGGCUAUGCUCUUCAUCCCGCUUGCACUGGGAGCUCAUCCACUGCGUGCCACCAUCUUGACCAUUUGUGGUCUUUAUUUAAAGUGUUUUUUAUUCUACUGCUAAGACCUUUCGAAAAACUAGAGCACACAGAUGGCGUAUGUCAAUGGGCGAACCCUUCAUCUAGGCUUCACAACCUAAAACAGACGCAGCACAGAAGGAAAGAGGGAUGAGGAGGGCAGAGGAAAAAUGCAGCAGACUGUCAGCCGUGGAACGGCCUUGCUCCUCUUGACAUCUUCUAUGGGGCCAGCCCCACUGGCCCAGGUCCCAUGUUCCUUUUGCCUGCACUGGCCUCCCCCUUCCUUUCCCACAGGCCAAUUGCUGUCAGUUACCCCUCAUCUAGCAUCCCCCACCAGUGUCGGCUUCUUCAAGAUCGCUCAUCAAAAAGUCCAUUGGAAGCGAAACACACUGAUUCCCGCUCUGGACAAGGAGCCGCUCUUCUGAAGUGGGCACAACACUUGCAAGCCAGGUGCCGUCAUCAUUCCCAGUGAUGGAACUCCUGGUCACUGCAAGCAAAGUUCUUUUAUUUCGGUGCCUGACAUCUCCAGUCGUCACGGCUGCGAAAGAGCGAUAUGUGGGGCUCAGCAGCGCUGCCAUCCGCCAGGCCAGACAAGGGCUCAAAGAGGCGAUUCAGCGUACGGCACUCACUCUCCUGUUGCCUUUGGGGCUUGGAGCAGGGAAACACCGGAAGUCUGAGCUCUGCAGGUGCAGGGCAUUGUUCCAAUAAAAAGCUGUAGCUGUC